Peronospora belbahrii is the source of this 1764-nucleotide messenger RNA. The record is from the annotation of a GenBank genome assembly. Lineage: Eukaryota; Oomycota; Peronosporomycetes; Peronosporales; Peronosporaceae.
AUGAUGGAGAAAGUAGUCGAUACUGCCAGCUCAAUGCCCACUUCGCUUCAAAUCGCUCUCUGGAAUGGAAACUUGGAACAGAUUCAAAAGUGUUUGAAGGAAGGCGGUCAGGAAUCGCUCGAAACGCGAGAUGCUCGUGGCAAUCGAGCUCUGCAUCUAGCGUUAAAACUGGCCCAUCGUAACGCGACAGCAAUCGUAAAGACUUUGUUGGAUGCUGGUGCACGUGUACGCUCUCGUGAUGUAGAGGGUUGGAAGGCUGUUCACCAUGCAGUGGUGAAAGAGAACGAAGAGAUUCUACGACUUCUCGUUCGCCGAGAGAAAGAGCAAGCACCUGCGCUGUUGCAGAAGAAAAUUGACGCCAUUUUCCCACGCCUUGCUGAAGUCCCGGACUUUUACUGUGAGAUGCUUGUGGAUGUCUCCACGUGGAUCCCUGGUGUCUCUCGCUGGCUGCCAUCGGAUACGGUCAAGAUUUGGAAGGCAGCUCAGAACAUUCGCUUUGAUAUCACUUUGCUGGGAUUUGAGUACGGCAAAUGGGACCGAGGAGACUUGUCGUUUCUACUCCUGGGUUCUGAAGGGAAGUUUCUCUGUUUGGACAACAAGUCAAAAACGUGUACCAAUCUGCUUAAGCUUGACACGGAGCUUACGGAGACGGAUGUGGGUCAGACGGUGCAUUUCUUGAUGACCACGUCCAUUGUGACGACUGACUUUGACGCAUCCAAGGUUGCGUUCAAGAAAAAAAACUCGUGGUUUUCCUCCGCCCCAAUGCUGCAAGAUAUUGGUUGCUGGAGAGACACACGCGUUGUUGACAUGACCGGUGUUGAGGCCUCACUUCGCUACCGUAAGCCUCACAACCCAGCGCAUCCGCUUCCCAAGACUGUAGACAAACAAACCACUGUGUGUGACGCAGUUUCAUUGCUGACUGAAGCAGAGUCCAUUGCCAAUCAGUACACGGAAGUUAUAGUGGACCCAAAGUCAUGCCAUAUUGUUUCGAUAGAGCUGGCAAAGGACGAAGAGCUGACGUGGAAGUUCAUGACGGAAAAGCGCGAUAUUGACUUUGGCGUUCGUUUUGUCGAAGAAAAGAACGGUGAGAAAUGGGACGACGUUCUUCCUCUGCAUCGCACCAAAGCUCAUAUAAGCGAGCAGACCGGUUCCUUCCACGCUUCCAGUCCUGGUACAGUUGUGUGUACUUGGGACAACACGUACUCAGUCGUUCGAUCGAAACGACUGCGCUUUGCUAUCAUACCAUCAAGAGCAAAAGACAAUGGAUCCACCGAAAGCGACGAGUGGCAUGCAACAACAAGGGCAAAAGAGGAGGAAGUAUCGUUUAACGAUUGGUUUGGUGUAUCUAUUGAGAGUCUGCCAGCGUCGCUACGUGAUCUAAGACCUCGUCGCUGCGUCAUGGUGCACACUCAGCCGUCAUGCCACAAGAUUACAAAGUCGUUUCCUGCUUUGGUUUACAUGAGCGAUCAGUUUCCUCUAAGUGUGUCGGAGUUUCUUCCUGUGAUCGAAGUGCUUUCAAAAACGACAAGUGUCUUCAAAAGUGUUCAGGAAUUCUUCUCAGCGGCGCUUACCGAUGGAUUUCCAGUUCAAUUUUGCUUUCCCCUUGUGCCGUCGGUAUCGGCAACAUUCCGCUUUGACUGCAUGGAGCUACAAACUCCAGACUUGCAUAAGUUUACAGUCCCCAGUUCCUACACCAUGCGUGGCGAAGAUGCAUUCUCUCCACGCACGCACCAAGUCGUGCUGCAGCGUAUGACAGUUACCUAA